AUGAUAAACGAGCUUUCAGAUCCUCCCAACAUAAAAACUUUAUCUGUCCCAACUAAGAGUGCAUUCAAAUUAUUUAGAAAUGCUUGUAAUGUGACUUUGGAUUUUAAGAAUAAAAAUUUUGAAAACAAAAUUGAGCAAAUUAAAAAUUGCAGAGGGAUAUUCCGUUCAAUUGCUAACGACACAGUUGAACAAUCUGACAAUUUGGUUAGAUUUGGUGGAGAUAUAAUGGUCCUUAUUAAAGAUUAUAGAGAUGAGGAUGUUUCUAAUGAAGAUAUAUUAGGUUUAUUGGAUAGACUUUUAAAUGAUGCUAAAACUAAUGUGACUGCAAUAGAAAAUACCAACUCUAAAAUUAAAACUCUUGAGGAUGACAUGAAAAAGAUUUAUGAUGAAUUAGUAAAAUUCGGGGAAAAGGUUGAUCCUACAAUAUACAAUAACUUAAAAGAUGCUGAAUCUAGAAAAAAAAUUUUAGAUAUAGUGACAACAGCCGCUUUUACGAUAGGUGGAAUUGGAAAAGAAGUUACCAUAUUACGGGAACCUGUACAAAUGAUUGAUAAAUCAAAAACUUUAAAAAAUAAUGUUUUCUUGAUAAUCACAAUUUUAAAUGAUCUUAAAGGAUUCUGGGAGAAACAUAUUGCUGAAUUAGAAAGGCUCAUUGAGACAUUAAAAAGUUUAAGAGAGAAGAAUAGACCUCAUUCUAACGGAUCAAUGAUUAAACGCUUGGAAAACCGGUGGAAGGAAACAAUUAAAGAAUGUGAACAUUACUCUAACGUCACAAGAGAUGAAUUAGUGAAAGAUCUUUAA
This is a messenger RNA of Entrophospora candida, 801 nucleotides long. The record is from the annotation of a GenBank genome assembly. Lineage: Eukaryota; Fungi; Glomeromycota; Glomeromycetes; Entrophosporales; Entrophosporaceae.